Messenger RNA from Oreochromis aureus, 1272 nucleotides. It is a transcript of the gene cdk1, whose product is annotated as cyclin-dependent kinase 1. Gene Ontology annotation, molecular function: ATP binding; cyclin-dependent protein serine/threonine kinase activity; RNA polymerase II CTD heptapeptide repeat kinase activity. Gene Ontology annotation, cellular component: nucleus. Bases 152 to 1063 code for a protein of 303 amino acids. NCBI's taxonomy places the organism in Eukaryota, Metazoa, Chordata, Actinopteri, Cichliformes, Cichlidae. The record is from RefSeq and is a predicted model, not a curated record. The transcript has 8 exons. Gene Ontology annotation, biological process: protein phosphorylation; mitotic G2 DNA damage checkpoint signaling; G2/M transition of mitotic cell cycle.
UUCCUCUUAUUGGCUGUUUUGAAUAUACAUUCCGUGAGCCCAUUGGACUGUUUUAACCUGCUGCUGCACUCCAGUCAUUUCAAAAGAGUCCGGGAGCGUUCCAGCGGCAGUUUGUUCGUGUCUGUAAAAAACGAGGCACAAACAGGCAAUAAUGGAAGACUACCUGAAAAUAGAGAAAAUCGGAGAAGGUACAUAUGGGGUUGUGUAUAAAGGUAAGCACAAGGCAACGGGGCAAAUUGUGGCUAUGAAGAAGAUCCGUCUAGAGAGCGAGGAGGAGGGCGUUCCCAGCACAGCUGUAAGAGAGGUUUCUCUGCUCCAGGAGCUGAAACAUCCCAAUGUUGUACGACUCCUAGAUGUCCUAAUGCAAGAAUCUCGUCUCUACCUCAUCUUCGAGUUCCUGUCCAUGGACCUGAAGAAAUACUUGGACUCCAUCCCCUCGGGCCAGUACAUGGACUCUAUGUUGGUCAAGAGCUACCUUUACCAGAUAUUGGAGGGCAUCUACUUCUGUCACUGUCGCCGAGUGCUCCAUCGUGACCUGAAACCACAGAAUCUGCUGAUUGACAACAAGGGCGUUAUCAAACUGGCAGACUUUGGUUUGGCUAGAGCCUUUGGUGUUCCUGUCAGGGUCUACACCCAUGAGGUUGUCACUCUUUGGUACCGGGCCCCAGAGGUCCUGCUAGGGUCACCCCGAUAUUCCACCCCCGUUGAUGUUUGGAGCACUGGGACAAUCUUUGCUGAACUUGCUACUAAGAAGCCUCUGUUUCAUGGAGACUCUGAGAUAGACCAGCUCUUCAGGAUUUUCAGGACGCUGGGAACCCCAAACAAUGAUGUGUGGCCUGAUGUUGAGAGUCUGCCAGACUACAAAAACACUUUUCCCAAAUGGAAAGCUGGCAACCUGUCAUCCAUGGUGAAAAACCUGGAUAAGAAUGGCCUGGACCUCCUGGCGAAAAUGCUGACCUACAAUCCCCCCAAACGGAUCUCUGCCCGUGAGGCCAUGACGCACCCUUACUUUGACGACUUGGACAAAUCCACCCUGCCAGCUGCCAACAUCAACAAAAUCUAAAAUGCAUACUGACUUUGCAUUUUAACACAUACCAUUCAUACCAUUUGUGACUCUGUAAAUAUGUGUAUGUGUAUUUGUGUGUAUCUGUGUGAGGAAAAAGUGUCAAUCUUCAAUAAAACUGCACUUUUUUUUUUUCUUUUUUUCCUCCUCAGUUGUUUUGACCUAAUGUCUCGUUCUUUUCAACACCAUUAAACACGGCAGUAACACUA